AUGGAGUUCGGUACUUCAGGCAUGCUGAAUGAAGAUGGCAUUCACGUCGAUAUGGAUCGCUUGAAGAAGGGCGAAGUCAAUCUAGGUACUUCGAUCAUGGCAAUCAACUUCAAGGAUGGUGUUAUUUUGGGCGCAGACAGCAGAACCACGACUGGAGCAUACAUUGCCAACCGAGUGACCGACAAGCUUACCCAAGUUCACGAUACCAUCUGGUGCUGUAGAUCAGGAUCUGCUGCAGAUACUCAAGCAGUCGCGGACAUCGUUCACUAUCAGUUGGGAAUGUACGACAUCCAGAAUGGCAGACGACCAACAACCCAAACUGCUGCUGCCAUGUUUCAGGAGUUGUGCUACGAGAAUAAGGAUAGAUUGAGUGCUGGCUUGAUUAUUGCAGGUUGGGACGAGCGACACGGAGGACAAGUAUACUCGAUACCUCUUGGAGGAUCACUACACAAGCAAUCAUAUGCCAUCGGUGGAUCGGGAUCAACCUAUAUCUACGGAUACUGCGACGCCAACUGGAAGGAGGGAAUGAACGAAGAAGAGGCUGUCAAUUUCGUCAAGGGCGCACUGCAAGAGGCGAUCAAAUGGGAUGGAAGCUCUGGCGGUGUUAUCAGAAUGGUGGUCUUGACCAAGAAGGGCGCGAACAGGCAUUUGUAUCUGCCAGAUACGAAUUACACCGUGCGUCACCAAUAG
This is a messenger RNA of Hyaloscypha bicolor E, 690 nucleotides long. RefSeq names its product proteasome-domain-containing protein. The record is from RefSeq and is a predicted model, not a curated record. Bases 1 to 690 code for a protein of 229 amino acids. Gene Ontology annotation, molecular function: threonine-type endopeptidase activity. The transcript is spliced from 6 exons. Lineage: Eukaryota; Fungi; Ascomycota; Leotiomycetes; Helotiales; Hyaloscyphaceae. Gene Ontology annotation, cellular component: proteasome core complex.